AUGUGAAAAUUUCCAUCCGAGCAAGAAGCACACAAGAGCACCCCACAAAAUUAACGGACAAAAAAGCAAAGGCAGUUAAUAAGAGGGAAAGAUUAGAAUUUGGGAUCCUAGAAAAGGCAUUGUAUGGCUACGGCAGUGCGCAGAGGAGGGGAAAUCCGAAACUGGUGGCGUAGGCGAAGAAGGUGAGUGAGAAGGAGAAAGGUCCCUCACCACCCACCCACCACCACCUCCUCUUCCACUGUCGCGGUGCACCUAAUACGUAAGGAUAUUAUCACCGUCUUCUAUUUCAUCUCUUUCUCUCUCUCUCUCGCUUACUCGCAUACGGAGAGCUUUUUGUAGCUCCCGAGACAGUGGUGCCCCUUGAACCUGAAAUUCCACUUCCCGACCCCCGAUUUCUUCGAACUUCUCCGGAGAAUUUCGCCGUUUCCAAAGAGUUUGUCUCGCAACUGAUGCAUGCAUGAAUCUGCCUCUACUUUUUUAGCUUCUUUUAAUCUGCUCGCACAUAUUGCUGCUCGCCUAUUACUGGAUCUGGAGAUUUUCUAACUUUCGAGCCCUUUUUCCAGUCAAAUCAUUAUUAGUUGAUUGAGAUGUCGUUGAAGAGCUUUGUACGCGAGCUUAGGGAGAUACGAGAUGAUAUUAGUACCAUAUCCAUUGGAAAAUUACAUGCAAUGGGAAUGCGUCGCCGUGUGCGAGCGCACAUUGCUCCGGAAGGUGGGUCUGAGUUGCCGUGUGAAGUGAUUGAUCAGAGCCCAUGGGCAGACUUGCCCCCUGAAUUGCUCCAUGACAUAAUUAAGCGUGUUGAGGCCAGUGAGACCUCGUGGCCUGCGCGGAGGGAUGUUGUUGCUUGUGCCUCCGUCUGCAAGUCGUGGAGGGAGAUCACAAAAGACAUUGUUAAGACCCCUGAGCAAUGUGGCUGUCUUACUUUCCCCAUCUCGCUAAAGCAGCCUGGGCCAAGAGAUGCUCCCAUUCAAUGCUUUAUUCGCCGCGAUAGGGCAACUUCGACGUAUCUCUUGUAUCUUGGUUUGAGUCCUGCUCUCUCUGGUGAUACAACUAAAUUGUUAUUAGCAGCAAAGAAGUUUAGAUGGGCAGCAAGUACUGAUUUUCGAAUAUCUUUCGUUGGAAGUGAUUUCUGUCAAACAAGCAAUAACUAUGCUGGAAAACUGAAGUCUAAUUUCCUGGGAACCAAAUUCACCGUUUAUGAUAGUCAGCCUCCACACCCGAUGAUGCAAUCCAACUGUAAGGCAGGCAGAAAAAUCCAUUCAGUUCAGGUUUCUCCACUGGUACGUGCUAGAAACUACAAUGUGGCCACCAUUUCUUAUGAGCUCAAUGUCCUCCGAACCAGAGGCCCAAGGAGAAUGCAGUGCACCAUGCAUUCAAUUCCCUUCUCUUCAAUUGAAGUAGGGGGAACUGCCCCUACUCCAACAGAAUUCAUAAGUUCUAACGGCGAGCAAUCUACUCCAUCAUCGUCGUCCAUUUCAAAAUCAAAGGAGUCACUCAUUGAAUUCAGCGCAACUAGCCUUGCUGAAUCAAACGAAUCUAUUUGCAGCAGAAAAGAUCCCUUGAUUUUGAAAAAUAAAUCCCCAAGAUGGCAUGAGCAGCUUCAGUGCUGGUGUCUAAAUUUCAAAGGACGUGUCACAGUGGCCUCUGUGAAAAAUUUCCAGCUGGUGGCAGCUGUAGAGCCUGGCCAAAAUGUGCCAGCAGAAGAACAGGAAAAAGUAAUUCUACAAUUUGGGAAGAUUGGGAAGGACAUCUUCACCAUGGACUAUCGCUACCCACUGUCUGCAUUCCAAGCCUUUGCAAUCUGCUUGAGUAGCUUUGACACUAAACCAGCUUGUGAAUGACCAUACUAAUUUACCAUCUUGGGUUAAAUUGCCAUUAGUCUUCGCUGAAAUUUUGUUGUAUAUAUUUUCUUUGAAGGAAGCAUUUUAGAA
Molecule: messenger RNA, 1931 nt
Organism: Hevea brasiliensis (rubber tree)
Lineage: Eukaryota; Viridiplantae; Streptophyta; Magnoliopsida; Malpighiales; Euphorbiaceae
Product: tubby-like F-box protein 5
Exons: 5
Coding region: 588-1841 (417 amino acids)
Molecular function (GO): protein binding
Source: RefSeq, a predicted model, not a curated record